Molecule: messenger RNA, 768 nt
Organism: Aspergillus aculeatus ATCC 16872
Lineage: Eukaryota; Fungi; Ascomycota; Eurotiomycetes; Eurotiales; Aspergillaceae
Exons: 2
Coding region: 1-768 (255 amino acids)
Cellular component (GO): endoplasmic reticulum membrane; mitochondrial outer membrane; lipid droplet
Molecular function (GO): 3-beta-hydroxysteroid 3-dehydrogenase (NADP+) activity
Source: RefSeq, a predicted model, not a curated record
AUGGAAGGAACAGUGGUCCUCACCGGCGCCAACGGCUCUCUGGCCCUGGGCUUUGUUCAAGCCCUCUUAGAAACUCACCCUCAGAAAACAUUGGUUGCAACUGUCCGCAACCCAUCCCCAGAAGAAGAUCUCAAUACCGAAAGACUUCUAGCACUGGCUGCAAGAUUUCCAAAAGCAAAAUUCCAUCUCGAGACCCUCGACCUCGGCAAGCUGGCCAACGUGCGCUCCUUCGCAGACAAGCUCUCUCGUCUGAUUUCCUCUGGAGCAGUCCCUCGCAUCUCAGCCAUAGUUUGCAACGCGGCCUCGCUUUCCUUUGAAGGAGGACAGAAACUGACCGCCGAUGGUUAUGAAGCCACCUUCCAGGUGUGCCACCUCGCGCACUACUUGUUGAUUCUGAAGCUUCUCGGGAGUAUGGACCUCACUUCCGGUCGCAUUGUUAUGCUGGGCUCCAUCACACACUACCCAGAAAAAUCAAACCCAUUGUGCUCGCUUCGACCGCAGUUUCCGGUUGAUUUGGAGGAGUUGCUCAGACCGGGGCCUGAUUCCCCUGCCCUCGUGCAUGAUAGGGGCUUCCAGCGAUAUGCCACGGCCAAGCUGGCUAAUGUCACGUUGGCGAACAAUCUCAAUCGCAGAUUGAAGAGGGUUAUCAAGCAUCACGGCGGUCGCGAUGGAUCCGGGUGGUCUACCGAGUGCGAGAUCGCAGGCUCAGCAGAAAAGGUCCACCCAAAGGAUCUUCGCAGUAAUCAACUUUCUCAUGCCUGUUCUUAA